Messenger RNA from Lethenteron reissneri (Far Eastern brook lamprey), 6945 nucleotides. RefSeq lists its product as uncharacterized. The record is from RefSeq and is a predicted model, not a curated record. NCBI's taxonomy places the organism in Eukaryota, Metazoa, Chordata, Hyperoartia, Petromyzontiformes, Petromyzontidae.
GCGCCUCCAGCAGCUGGGGAGGGAACAGGGAACGUGAAUGGGCAUGCGGGGAUUGUGCGUGGUGAGGUAGAGCGUGGGGUGUGUGUGUGUGGGGUACAGUACGUGCAUGUGUGUGCGUGUGUGUAGGGGGGGUGAAAGAUUGGGGAAGUAUGGCUGGGUGAGUGGCUGGCUAUUAUUGUAGGGACUCAACCAAAGACGACGCGCACGGACCUACAACUGGCUCCGCGCUCGGCCUUGUUUACCUGCGAGGUGGCACGGGGUGACCCGCUCACGUCUUUGUGCCACGUUGGUUCCUAAUGGCCAUCCUCACCCAGCGGGGGAUGGGUGUGGGGGGCAGCCACGAGCCACUCUCUUCUGAUAAUUAACCCGACCCGCAGCUCCCUCUCCAACCCUUCCAACUCCCCGUGCCAGCUCCCGCCCAAAAAACCACCCGGUCCCCCUCCACCCACAGUCGUCGUCCUCCUCCCACGGUGCGUCCCCUGAAGGUGUUGCCACUUCAUCCACCGCGAACUUUGAUGUGUGCCCCCUCGCCCGGUGCAUGGAGGCCAGCGCCGCGUUGUUGACGUGCGGCGCGUAUCGGAUUUCGUGGCGCGGCACAGCGGCUGGGGGCCGCAGGCUCCGUCCGCAGUCGUCGUGCGGGGUCCCCCCCCAUCCCAUCCCUCGUCCCCCAUUCCUCCCACGUCCCCCCAGCAGCCGCCCACGUUGGUCGGGCCGCGUUGGCCGCAGCGUCGAGUCCACGGGAGCUGCGCGCCACGGCGCUCGGGGAACGGAGCGAGGCGGCGCCGGUGGUGAUGGUGCCAGGAGGAGGACCCCACCAUGAACCCGCCGUGGAUUUCUGUCUGCGUCACUGCCGCGUUGAUCCUCGGGCUGCUGCUGCUGCUGGGUCGGGGGCCCCGGGCCGCGGCCAGGCCCACCGAGACGAGGACGCGCUGCUCCGCGCCCGACGAGGGCCUCCCGUGGCCUCUGCGUAAUCCGUGCUUCCUCGCGUGUCUCCGGGACCACUACUUCCCGCACGCGAUGGAGUCGGAGAGACUGAGCGCCUUCCCGCUGCGGCCAGACGCCGCUGGCUGCUGGACCCUGAACGCGGCCCUGGUCGCAACGUUCGCGCAUUCGGACUGCGCAGCGCGCGUUCUCAUCCAUGCCGAGUUCGCGGACCCAGGCUGCGCCUCCCCUCGCGGGGGGCCCUCGCCCAGCCUGGCGCCGCCCCAACCCAGCAAGCCGCCGAUGCUGGUGGAGGCGGCCGGGGACCCUGGUGGGACCGCUCUUCUCCGCCCGCAGGAGCACCGCGCGGCGUUGGACCGGGAGCGCUACUGCGGCCACGGCUACGACGCCACGGGGGUGUUCGUGCUGGGGGCCCCGAUGCGCGUGUGUGGGCCCUGCACGCCCUACAACUGGACCUUGCCCGGCGCCGAGUGCGAGAGGGGCUCUUACCCCCCGGUCCUCUGCGGACCCUUCAUCACCGUGCUUUGGGGGGCGUGCCACCCCACGACCUCUUGUGUGCCGGUCGUGGACUAGGGGAAUCACCCCAUGUCUCUAUCUCCAACUCUGGACUCUGAACUCAUGAGGAACAGUGGGGCCUCUGGGACAUGGGGGCAGAGGCCCCAGUGGGCCCCGGGGGGGUUUCUACAAGUGAAGCACAGGGCCCACGUGGCUACUGGAGUUGCGCCCCCACGCCUGUGGGAUAGUCCCCCCCCCCCCCCCCCGGUCCCAUGGUGUGGUUUUGGUUGAGGAGGCGACCUAGAGUUUGUGGUUGUAUUCGUGAUGGUGGGGUACGAAUAAUAAUCUACACUGCUAUUAACGCCUUUCAUCUGGAGGUCACCACGUGGCGGGGUGAGAGGUGGAGUGAGGGAACUUGAGGCGAGAGGGUUAAGGGUGCAUGGGGUGAGAGUAUGUCGAGGUGAGUGUAGUGAGCAGCGCUCCAGUUAAGCUGUGCAGUACGUGGUUAUGUUUGACAAUUAAUGAGUGCGAUAGUGACUGCACAGCUAUGCUGCUGCUGAGCUCGCGUGGCAGAGAGAACAGAACGGAGCAGAGGGAGGAGCGGCCUCGUGACCCUCACGGCCCGGGUUCAUUUGGCCACACAUUCCUCUAGGCUACAGCGGUAGCAGUCGUUCCUUGUGGAAUACAAAUAGUUUUUUUUUAUAUAAUACUACUGGUUCAAAAAAAUGAUCAAAACGUUGCUGAAAUAUUCGCAUUGAAAAACUCUGUCCGGGCUUUUUUUGACAGACCUCGCUCUUUGCACGGUAGUUGAACAGGAGGAGUUGAGUGAGAUCGCAGUCACCAUGGCUCUGGUCUAGCACUCCUCGCGCUGUGUUGAUCCAGCUCCCUUAGUGCUGCACAGUAAUCGCUGGGUAACGUCGGGGUAACGUCGCGUCCUAACCCUGAAACUGUAACAUCCAUCCCUCAAUACACACGGGAGCUCUUGUCUGGAGCGCUCGAGUGACGACCCGGGGUGAGUGGGGUGAGCGACUCGAUCAAGAGACGUUCUGGGUGAGUGAGAGGGGGUGGCUAGGGGUGUGAGGGGUGAGGUGAGUUGGGGAUGAGAGGUGAGCUUGAGGUGAGGUGGAGAUGAUGGGCGAGAGGGCCGCACUCACAGUGACUCGUGCCGGUGUGGAGUUCAGUGUUGGGCUGGCGAUGUAUUUGCCGCUUCAUACCUAUUUCCCCUUGCUCUCCCUGGAUCACUCACAACACAUUCCUCACCAUCGCCCUCCCUGCAAUGCACUUUAGGCUGAAGUUCCUCUGGGCCGGACUGUAGACGCAUCACGAUUCUCCCACGUUGAGUUGAUUACCGCAUUCAUCGUCGUACCGGCCACUCGUUUGUCUUUGCCCGACCCACUGUUGGCUUUGGGCGCGGCGUGGGCUUGGAUCCGCUGCUGUCGCUGCUGUAUCUCUGCCGUAUUGUGGUAAGUUUCCGAUUUUUAAGCCCAAUUUAGGAUUUUAUUCCCAUAUUUACAUAUUUAUAUUCAUCGCAUUUGCAUUUCCUUUCAUUGUUUAUUCGCUAAAAUGUAAUCAUGAUUUUUAAUAUUAAUUAUUUAAUGGGUUGAGAAUAGGUUUUCCCCUUUUUUCUGGCAACAAAACACCAAACUAAAAACCUUUUGCAAGGAAUCAUGCCUGCAUUAACCACAAUACUUGUGGUCAGAAUGCAAACAAAAAAACAUACUCUGAUAAUAUGUCCAUUGUCUUUGAAACUUAUUGGUCCACACCAGAGACGGCUUUCUUUCGAACCUCGUCUCAAAAGGUGUUCGAUCAGAGGACGCCAAAAGAAAGCUGUCACCGUUUGAGACAAGGUUCAAAAGAAAGCUGUCUCUGGUGUGGACCAAUCAGUUUCAAAGACAAUGCAUAUAUUAUCAGAGUAUGUUUUUUUUGCAUUCUGACCACAAGUAUUCUGGUUAAUGCAGACAUGAUUCCUUGUAGAAGGUUUCAGUUUGGUGUUUUAAGAGCUUAACACCUGUUUUGUUGCCAGAAAAAAGGGGAAAACCUAUUCUCAUAUUUUGGUACUGGCAAAGGAGGUCCCAAAAUGUAAUGUUUUUUCUCUGUCUCUCUAAAGUUUCAGUUGUGACGCGGUCCCAUUGUACGAGCGCGACGUCAUUGCCCGCAUACAAGACGUCAUGUGACAGCACUUAUGUCGGGGGGAGUGCCGUUAUGUAACCGCACUGGACAGGGGGGGAAGACGUCACUCCCGAGGGAUAUUUUUCGCGAUUCCUAAAUGUUUAGAGAUGGGGUGCGCGGAUUUGGGCCGAAUCCAAACACCGACAGCGCGUCCACAUGCUGCUGUUGCUGUUGUUGCUGCUCCUGUUGCUAUUGCUGUUGUUGCUGCUCCUAUUGCUGCUCCUGUUGCUGCUGCUGCUGCUUUUGCUGCUGCAAUGUCGCAGAUCUUGCCACAGCCGUGUUUGCCGCUGUGUCCGUAGCUGCUAUGUCGUUGUCUUUAGUUUAAACCAACAUAUCUUAUAUUCGUUGUUAUACAAACGUUUUUAGUGCGCUUUGUGAUGAUGCACGUGAGCAGAGAGGUUGUGUGUGUGUUGGAAGGCUGCUGCUGAGAGGCAGAGGAAGCUCACGUGGGGGAUUGCUCCAUAGGUAGUGGUGAUGAAUUUGUAAAAGGUGGGGAGGGUCCUGUUCCCUCCAAACCCGAGAAGCAGUGAAGAGCACGGGGUCGGGAGCGGGUUCGGGGUUGAGCUCGUACUAGUGUCUGGUUGGCCAGUUGGGGUUAGGGCUAAUAGGGUGUAGUUGGCUGGUUAUUUUUGAAGUGGCGUAGGACCAGCACUAGGUUAGGGGUCGGACAAGUACUUGUAAAAUUGGUUGAUUGGCUAAAGCUCGACGGUAGGAAUAAGAACCCGCGGUUGGUUGGCUGGUGGUAUACAUAACAUACCUGCUAUAAUCACCCAGGAAUGUCUGUCCUUAACGCUCGUGACGUCACUCCACAUCGAACAGCCCCCUCAUUAAUAAUCAUAAGGUGACGUCCUCCAAAUGGACCCCCCCCCAUUCAUAAUAAUUAGCGGCGUCAACUUACAACCCUCACUACAAAGGCAGAACCCUCACGUCACACGAUCUCCGUAACGCUGUUGAGACAUCAAAGUAAAAAGGACGUCAUGAUGAACAAGGGAUUAUAACCUUAAAAUGAAAUAGCUCUGUGUCACAGCGCCCUUACAAACUGCACACGUAUGCAGUGAAUAUCACGUCGUGGUCUGCUUUUCGCUUGCAUGUUUCAGAUUUACUGGACGGGCAAAAUGCUAGUUCGAUAAUAUUCGUGCCUGGAUGGUUAGGCGUAGAGUUAUUUACCAGUGUAUGAUAGGUUAAGGGUUGAUUAAGCACGCAGCCUCCUUAGUUGACAGAGCGCGUCUGGUCAAAUAACAGCGAACUUUUCCCAAAACAGCCUCGACAUUCGGACUACUGUAUUUCAGUCAUGAACCUUUGGCUUCGUGUGGCAGGAAACCAGAGAAAAUCCACCACGCAUAUGUGGGGUUGAGUUACGCACAAAGCUCUGCACAGAUGAGUUUAAAUAAUUCGUUUCUGUUUUUCCACCUUCUGGCCACCUUGCAUCCAAUAAUAACUAGAAAGUAUUUUCUGUAUUUAAAUAUCGUUUAAACGCAGCAGUGGAUCUUGCGGGAGCCGUGUCACCCAACGCGAACAUGCGACCGACCCCCUUCGUGGGGCCCCUUAGGAAGGGGGAGCAGCGAGGGUGGCCCGGGGCCCUGUGCAGGGAUCGAGGGGGUUCACAGUGAAAGGAUCCGGCCAGUGCGGAUUGUAAAGAAACGCAGAUACGCCAAGGGGCCAAGGGUUUAGAGAAGACGUCACUGGGAUUCAUCAGUCACACAAACACAUAAUUGCGAUAUUGAGUUGGCUACGAUGCACAAAUAACACCAAACGCAACAUAUUUGUCAUUAACACUGCCCUAGAGAAGGGAAACUAUAAUAGUUGACCUUUCACGCUCUUCCUCAUAGCAGAGCCAGAGAAAGGCCACAUAGUAGUAAUAUCUGCAGACUGCGCUGUGCCGCACAGCGUGGGGUCUCGUGGGGAGACUCGGGGUGCGGAAUCCGGGGGUCGUGUGGCUUACGGAGGGUCCCCGUGAGAGUCGUUGCGUUCGCAGAGUCGCGUCCCCUGUCAAUGCCACACGAUUUACCCCGUAUUCUUGUACGGGGAAAUUGAGUUUGUAGGUCCAUACGGCGUAUAGCCGUUUCAAUACGGGCAACAACAAAAAACUUUUUUUGUCUGUGACUUCUCCCUUGUGAUGGAAAUUUGUAGACUGAACGUUGAGAUUUAUAAGGGCACGGGGUGACCAAUAAGGGUCUAAAUUGGUCUGUAAUAAGAUAGGGCAUUGAUAAGGGCUUGACAGGUAUGGAGUAGGUGGCACCACUCCACUCACUGGGAGCUCGCGACUCGGGACUGUAGAGCGAGUUUCGUGAUUUGUGUGCUGCGUGGUGCACGGUGCGUUCUGCGCUAUAAACCCAGCGACCCGAGUUCGAUUCUCGCUCACGGCCAACACCGAUGACGAAUAAUUUAACCGGUUCCUGGGCUUCCCCUCGGUCGACUCCGCUUCAAAUGAGUACCUGGUGCGUUGCGUAAUAAACAUCGCCACUGGGGAGACAAAGGCAGCCGGGCGUGGUGCUGGCCACCCACCCCCUCGUGUACCGGCUUUCAUAGGUGCUCGCUAACAGCACUUGCCCCACCGGUCUGUUAAGUUUAUACGGGGGAUCUUUGUCUUUGUGCUGCACGGUGUGUCCUGCCGUGUCCCCUCGUGUGUUGCACCACGGUCACGGGGGGUCACAGGGGUCACGGGGGGUCACGGGAUGCCGUUCCGUGUUCUCCAGCCCACUGCAUUGCAGCAUUCUCGUGCCACCGGACUGGUCCUGACACUCCCUUCGUGCUCAAGCGGUACUGGUUAUGCAGUACUACUGGCACGUGGUGCAGUACUAUAGUAUUGUAUUACCCCUGUAUAAUGUAUUAGUACUCGUGGUAAUGUGUAUUCUGUAGAUUUUACUCUAGAUGCAAUGUUUUAAUGUAUGAGCACGAGUAUAUUCCGUAGUGUAUACUGGAGGUGUAUUUUAGUGUAUAAUGUAGGUUAUUGUAGUGUAUAAUGUGGAUGUAUUGUAUACUGUAGGUGUACUGUAGUGUAUACUGUGGGUUAUUGUAGUGUAUACUGUAGACGUAGUGUAUACUGGAAGUGUAUUUUUGUGUAUACUGUAGACGUAGUGUAAACUGUAGGUGUAUUUUAGUGUAUACUGUGGAUGUAUUGUAUACUGUAGGUGUACUGUAGUGUACACUGUAGGUUAUUGCAUACUGUAGGUGUACUGUAGUGUAUACUGUAUAUGCACUGUGCAUUGUAGUGGGGAGGGGGUUUUGAUAUACAGCGAGUCAGAGUUGAGUAGCGCAGUGAUGAUAAUGCGACUCGGGUUUUUAUACCACGGCGAGAGGCGCUUGGCUCUCUACAGCAAAUAAACAAAAACACCUUCA